AUGGAUUCUGGUGGUUUUCUUACUGCACGUGACAGACAUGUGAAUAAUCGUUCCAAGAGGCAAAUAUCCAAUCAAGGCGAAGAUAUGAUAAGCAAGCUACCUGACGAUAUCAUUGUUCAUAUUCUUUCUUUUCUUCCGAUGAGAGAUGCAAUUCGUACGAGUAUUUUAUCACAGAGGUGGAUAUACAUGUGGACAUUUCUCGCAAACCUAUGUUUUGGAGAUCAGAAACAUGGUAUUUAUUCUCAAGAAAAGAUAAACAAAACUACUUUUAUCAACUUUGUAUGCAGGAUGAUGCUUCAUCUCAAUACUUCAAACAUCAAUAUAUUUGAUCUUUCUCUUUCAGAGAAAUAUGACCCCUUCAUUUUCAGUGAAUUGAUAUCUCGUGUUUCAAAUAAAAAUGUUAGAGAGAUUUCUGUCUCUUCCCGUAAACAGUGCAACAUUUCAUGCUAUCCCAUUUUGAAAUGCCAGUCCUUGGAGAAGUUGAGGCUGAGUAUGGAUUCUAUCAUCCAAUUUCCGUCUUUUGUUUGUCUUUCAUCCCUCACUGUCCUGAAUUUGAUUGCAAUGGAAUAUACAAUGAAUAUUACUUGUUACUCCUCCAAUCAGUCCAAAGAGUUAACACUUAAUUUCCCAGUUCUUAGAGAAUAUAAGUCAUAUGAUUGCAUUUGGUUAGAUGUAAAACGUGUUACUAUAGAAGCGCCACUUCUUGAAAAGGUUGAAAUAAGUCGUCAAUGGCUUAGGUCGUAUGAUGUAUCUCAUGCUGAAAUUGUGAUUCGCGCUUCCUAUGUUACAAAAUAUCGUUAUGAGGGUUAUAUAUCACUCGAGACCAUUUUGCUAGAUGCUCAUGUUGCUAAAGCCUCCAUUUUUCUAACGAAAUCAAACGUCAAGAGUGGGCAACAAAUGAAGAAUUUUUUUUGCAAACUUUUCAAUAUUAAUAAUUUGAAACGUUUAAAGCUAAUUCAGGAUCUUGCACCAAUGAAACCUUAUUUGGUUGAUAUUCCUGCAUUUCAAAUGUUGGGCUACCUGCAUCUAUACUACUCUCUUACCUUUGAGCUUUUGUUAGCCUUACUUCUAAAGUCACCAUGUCUAGAGACUCUAGUUUUACAGGCAAUUGAUUCUUACACAGAACCGCCUGAUUUCGCAAUCGUACCCGAAUGUUUUCUGUCUACUCUUAAAGUGGUAAGAUUUGAAAAUUUUGAUGGUGGUGAGCUGGAGUUAAGUUUUGCUAAAUUUGUUAUGGAGAAUAGCCAGUUUUUGGAGAGUAUUAGUUUCUCAUGUUAUAGGCUGGGCAGGGAAAAAAUUGAAAAGAUUAAGGAGAAAAUGUUCUUAGUUAAUAGAAGUUUUAACAUAGAAUAUUCAGCUCAUUCCGUCACAUUUAAAGUGUGA
Messenger RNA from Vicia villosa (hairy vetch), 1383 nucleotides. Its product is annotated as F-box/FBD/LRR-repeat protein At3g14710-like. NCBI's taxonomy places the organism in Eukaryota, Viridiplantae, Streptophyta, Magnoliopsida, Fabales, Fabaceae. The record is from RefSeq and is a predicted model, not a curated record. The transcript has 3 exons. Bases 1 to 1383 code for a protein of 460 amino acids. Gene Ontology annotation, molecular function: protein binding.